CAUAUGAUUGGCGGUACUGCGCCCCAGGCCGCAGCGCUCAUGGCUCUGUCUCAGCACGGCCCGGCCCCGUGGUGGAAUUACUUCUUCCUUUACGAUGGCUCCAAGGUUAAGGAGGAGGGGGAUCCUACGAGCGCUGGGAUUUGUUAUUUUUAUCCUUCUCAGACUCUCCCUGACCAGCAGGAGCUGCUGUGUGGACAGAUUGCUGGAGUGGUACGCUGCAUGACUGAGAUUUCAGGAGUUCCUCCGAGCCUUAUUCGCUUGAGAAAGCUCAAGUUUGCAGUUAUAGUGGAUGGAGACUAUCUCUGGGUGCUGGGCUGUGCUGUUGAUCUCCCUGAUAUCAGCUGUAGACGGUUUCUGGAGCAGUUGAUCAGCCUCUUCACAUUCUACAAUGGAUCUGUGCACCAGGCUUACAUGGAGUUCUCUCAGGAGGAGCUAAACAGGCUGUGGGACAAAUACAUUGAGUAUAUCCAAAAAAGCACCAAUGACCUCCACAAGAUUUUCAAUUCUCUCUGGAAUCUGGACAAAACCAAGGUGGACCCACUGCUUUUACUGAAAGCAGCUCUCAUCCUGCAGACUUGCCAGCGGUCUCCCCACGUCUUGGCAGGCUGCAUUAUCUACAAAGGCUUGAUUGUGAGCACCCAGUUGCCACCUCCUCUCACUGCUAAAGUUCUCCUCCAGGGCAGUGAGUCUUCAGGCCAGAGUGAGCCUGGAGGUGAGGAGCAGCAGGAGCCUGGUUCUGUGCUGCCGCAGGGUGUCCGAAUCGUCCCGGUGUUCCUGACAGAAGAUGAGAUCUCAGUGCUCCGAGUGGAGUGGAUGAAUGGAUCAACCAUGGCCCCAGCAAGCCCUAGAGGAGAGAAGAACGCUCUCAGCUCCCCAGCAAUUUCAGAAUCAACAGGAAUUCACAUAAACCGAGGCCUGAAUGAUAUCUCUGUGCUCACUGAGCAAGCUUUAAGCACGGCCACACCAGAAGAUGUCGUGCAAUCAGGCAGCUUUGCAAACACAGUUCCUUCGAAGGGCUCCCCCAAAUUGGAAGCCAGGAAAAAGAGUUCUCCAAAAGCAGAACUGAGCAACCCAGGCAACAAAAGGUCAGAGCUCAGUAGAAAAGCAUCCUUCUCGUCAGAUGGACACGAAAAAGAGCUGCUGAGCCCUUCCAAUCUCCAUACUGCUCAGUAUGCUCAAACAACAGAUUCAUAUCUGGAAGGUUUUUCCUUUCCAAACCCAUAUGCCAAGGAACAGGAGAGUCAGAGCACUCAGGAAUCUCUUGUUCAUGUUGAACAACACAGUUUUCAGAGCUGUCUUGCAGACAGUGCAGGUUCAACUACCUGCUCUGCUGCCCAAGAGCUGAGCAGAAGGAAGUCGAGUGAACAAGACGAACAAGGGACUCUGAGCCAAAAUAGCAUCUGUGCAGAAAGUGAUGCAGCCAGUGGUAGUUGGAAUUUGGAUCGCCCAACCCCUGUUUCACAGUCUGAGCUCGGAAGCAAGAAUCAGUCAGUGGCUGUGGACGUUCAGGAGGGGCUGCCCAGUGCCCCAGCAGAGAACACAGGCUGUACUCAGAGUGGGGAGCAGGACUGGCCUCAGGCAGGCAGCCCGGCGGCUCAGGGCACGCAGUCAGACAAGAACUGCAAGUUCAUUCAGAUGAGCUUGUAUGUCCACAGCAUCAAGGGGCUCGUGCUCUCUCUGCUAGCUGAAGAUCGCCUCCGAGAUGACCAGAGCUCAAUUGAGGAUGUGUACCACAGCAGUCUGGCUUCUCUGAAUGGCCUCGAGGUUCAUCUGAGGGAGACUUUGCCCAAAGACUUUCUGUCCUCAGCCAAGGCAACUUACAGCUUCACUCACUAUGACUGCAUCCAGAAUGUGCUCACAGCCAAUGUGCCCCAUCCACCUGGCCCACUGGAUCGGCACUUCCUGAGGGCUGCCACGCUGAUCCACUCCGACUUCAAUCAGCUUCCAACUGUUUCAGAAGUGAUUGUAAGGAAUGCCUCCACAGCAGUGUAUGCCUGCCGGAACCCCGUCCAGGAGACCUACUUCCAGCAGCUGGGUGCUCCUCUCCGCAACUCGGGUGCUCCCAACCCUCAGGACAGUGCUUUCAGCUUGCCUAACAAGGCCAAGCAAAAGCUGCUGAAGCAUGGAGUGAACCUACUUUGAACUGAUGCACCGAGGCAGCGUAUCUCAGCGAUAAUGAAAGCUGGUUCAUCUCCAGGAACCAAAUUCUCAAAGCUGUUUGUUCUGUAAGCACCGUGCUCUGUGCUACCUGUGGUCUCCAGCCUGCUCUGAUGAAGGAGCACUCUUAUUGCCCUGCUCCUGCAGCACGUGGUGCAUGAUGUCAUUGAUGUUAGCACUUACCAAAGACUGAAGAUAGAAAAUAGCUGUGUUGGGGUGUUCAGUUUACGUUGACUUGUAGGACUCCUUGUGGUGCUCUGCCACUACAGACAGGCUCACAGAGUGCCUUGACCAAAAGUAGAACCUCUCCUUGCUCUGAGCUACACAGGACAGUGAAUUACUGGGCAGUGCUUGCUUUCAAACCCUGCACUCGCCUUGAGUUCUGUUACUGUGUUUGUCCUGGUAAGACUGGGGCUUUUUUUAUACCUCUUUAUCUACAGAAAUGAUUCCCUGCUACAACAUAGUGCCUUAUCUUGAUUAAUAGCUUGCCAGCUGACUAACUGGAAUAGAACAAGUGCUGCAAAAUUCCUUACUCCCCUCCAGUAGCUGUCAGUAGGUUUUAUUCUGUAGCUGCAUUUGGCAAAUCCUUGUCCCUCUGCCCAUGCCUGCUCAGUGUUCCCUCCAAGCUACCCACCAGAAAGCAGGAAGGUGCUGCAAACCUCUGGAUGCACUACAACCCUCUGCUCCUCAGCCAGCCAUGUCCUUCCCCUCCUGUUGGAGUACCAUGCUUCACCUCCUGGCUUUCUGUUUGUUUGCACUCCAUUGGCUGAGAAGGUAGGGGCCAGCCCCUUAAGCUGAUGAGACCAAAGAGGCUUUGUAGCUCCUUGGCACUUGCUGUCUUUCUGCUUGUCAUCCCCUGGUCAGUGACUUGCUGGGGUGGGACAGGCAGUGGUGGCUGCUAGCCCUGAGUGAUGAAUCCUGCCAUGACUGUGCUGUGUUCUGAGGCUGCUGCUGCUACGUACAUGCACAUCACUGUGAAAAUAAAAGUCUGAGGCUCA
Centrocercus urophasianus (Greater sage-grouse) is the source of this 3155-nucleotide messenger RNA. It is a transcript of the gene HPS4, whose product is annotated as HPS4 biogenesis of lysosomal organelles complex 3 subunit 2. Lineage: Eukaryota; Metazoa; Chordata; Aves; Galliformes; Phasianidae. The coding region runs from base 4 to 2142 and encodes 712 amino acids. The record is from RefSeq and is a predicted model, not a curated record. The transcript is spliced from 13 exons. Gene Ontology annotation, biological process: vesicle-mediated transport.